GAACCCUCACCGGGCCGAAACGAACCGAGCCACGCGCAGCCGAACCAAACCGAGCCUCCACGAAGCAGCGCCGAGUAGCGCCGAGCAUAGACGAAUCUAGCCGAGCCCCUCCCAGAUCCAACCCGAACCCUCGCCGAGACGAGAGCAGCCGAACACAACCGAGAGUAUCCGAGCGCACCCGAGUGGCCCCGAAUCCAGCCGAGGGGUUUUGGCCAUGACGGAGGUGACCAAGCGCAUCCUGGUGACAGGUGGCACCGGCUUGGUGGGCAGAGCCAUCGAGAAGGUGGUGGCCGAUGGAGAGGGGCGGCCGGACGAGGAGUGGAUCUUUGUGUCCUCCCGAGACGCCGACUUGACGAGCAGCUCCGAGACCAAAGCCCUGUUUGAGAGGCACAAGCCCACCCACGUCAUCCACCUGGCCGCCAUGGUCGGAGGCCUCUUCAAAAACCUCCGCUCCAACCUGGAUUUUUGGAGGACAAACAUCCACAUCAACGACAACGUUCUGCACUCGGCCCACGAGUCGGGGGUGCAGAAGGUGGUCUCCUGCCUCUCCACCUGCAUCUUCCCGGACAAGACCACCUAUCCCAUUGACGAGACCAUGAUCCACAACGGGCCGCCUCAUAGCUCCAACUUUGGCUACUCCUACGCCAAGAGGAUGAUUGACGUCCAGAAUAGGGGUUAUUCCGAGCAGCACGGCCGACGCUUCACCGCUGUCAUUCCCACCAACGUCUUCGGGCCGCACGACAACUUCAACAUCGAGGACGGCCACGUCCUGCCAGGGCUCAUCCACAAGGUCUACCUGGCCAAACAGUCCGGCUCUGCUCUGACCGUCUGGGGAACGGGCAGGCCCAGGAGACAGUUCAUCUAUUCCCUGGACCUGGCCCGACUUUUCCUUUGGGUCCUGCGGGAAUACGAUGAGGUGGAACCAAUCAUUUUGUCAGUGGGAGAAGAAGAUGAAGUCUCCAUCCGGGAAGCGGCAGAGGCCAUCGCAGAGGCCAUGGAAUUCAGGGGAGAGCUCAUUUUUGACACCACCAAGUCCGACGGGCAGUUCAAGAAGACGGCCAGCAAUGCCAAGCUCCGGCGGUACCUGCCCGGAUUCCAGUUCACUCCUUUCAGGAAAGCCGUGAAGGAAACCUGUGCCUGGUUCAACGCCAACUAUGCCAACGCCAGGAAGUGACGGCCCCGGGACUGGCGUCACCCGGCACCGGGAUCAUCCUCUUCAACUCAGGGUUGUCCUUUGCUGGGGCAGAGGACGGGGCUGGGGCGGUGACAGUGACAUUUCCAAAGUAAAAACUGGAGCCCGGGAAGCAGCUCCCACAUCCUGCCCCGCUGCUGGGAGCGGCGCAGGACGCCCAGGGCAGCGGGGAGGAAGGUUGGGGCGUCCCAAAAAGAUCCCGAAUCAAGUGUUAGGAGCCAACUGGAGCCAUCGCUGUGGCUUUGUCCAGGAGGGUGGUGGCUCUGAGCUGUUAAUGAGCUACACUAAUUACCUGCAAUUAGGCGUAAUAAAGGGAAGGCAAUCAGGAUUCCAGGGCAUGGAAAUGGCAGCAGGGAAUUUGCUGCUGCUCUUGGCACAUGGGGAUGAUCCCACAGCCCCCCAUCUCAGGAUAGGAAUGGGAAAGACUCCAGAUGUAAAUGUGGCAUUUAUUAAAAUAUAUGCAAAUGGCAUAAAA
Molecule: messenger RNA, 1667 nt
Organism: Hirundo rustica (Barn swallow)
Lineage: Eukaryota; Metazoa; Chordata; Aves; Passeriformes; Hirundinidae
Gene: GFUS
Product: GDP-L-fucose synthase
Exons: 11
Coding region: 215-1174 (319 amino acids)
Biological process (GO): nucleotide-sugar biosynthetic process
Molecular function (GO): GDP-L-fucose synthase activity
Source: RefSeq, a predicted model, not a curated record